CUGUAUCUGGUUGUCAUACUAGACAGCUGCCUCUUUAGGUGAAAUAGAGAGGGUAAAGCAAGUGUCCCGAGAUUAUGGAAUUGUAAUUAUGAUUGUAUCUGCUGUGAUGACUGUCUCUUAGCUAGACUGAUACGCCGUUAUAGCUGGUCAUAGCCUUUCUAGUUUUCCAGCUUUAUAAUGAACGAAAGUAACUGGUAAUGUAACUUAGUACCGGAAGCAACGUGAGCGAGCAAGCUGCCUGAGCGUUGUUGAGUUGGAAGUCAGUCUACUUGGUGUCAACGCCGGGAAACGCAGUGGUUUCAGAGAGGAGAUGGCAUCCAAGCAAGUAUCGGUAGAACCAUAGCUAACACUGAUAAAAUAUUGCAGGGAUACUUUCGCUACCUACCAAUCUGUUGUACAUGCAUCUAGGUCAGCCGGCUAGCUACGGGAAUAAAGCGUUGUUAAACAAGCAACCUUGGUAGCAACUGGCCGUAUAUCUAGAUGGUUUAUGGUUGCAGUAUUCUUACAGAUGGGAAUUGCCUUUGAAUAGCAAGUCGGUUGCAUAGGACAAGUCGGUCCCAUAACUUAGCCAUCAAAUUGGAUAGUUCUGUUUGUUUUCUCGUUUCGUACACUUUUAAAUGGAUAACUCGUUAUUUAACGCUAAUUCUGUUCAUUUUGAGUGGAAUAUGCCAGUUGUUGCAACAUAGCUAAGUUAGCUACAUCGACGCUUGCAGGGGUGCAUCAUCACGUUACUGCGUUCGCUUGCUAGCUACCGAAUCACCAGGACGGCGGAAUAUCGAACGAAUUACUAAUGAAAUGCGCGCUUACACGCACAAAAGCAAUCGUCUGUUGUGAAAUCCGGGCAGUGUUACGACUAUUGGGCCACGUCGGUGUCACUGCGUUUUAUGUGAGUGACAGCGUCGGAUGAAUGCCAACGAGAAAACGACAUUCGCGAACUGCGGAAGCGGAGGAAAAGCGUGAAACUGUUCAGUCACUGUUUGUAGCUCUAACGUUAUCCAGUGCAUAGCCGGGGUUUAUUGUGGAAGGAAAAAAUGAAAUGUAAUAGUUAGUUUGCAAAGGUAGCUGUAACGUUAGAACCGUUCGCCGAUAAACCUGCAGUCAUCAGCAUCGCAAAUUAAACAUAUUCUGAAAUGGUGGGGUUUGGUGCAAAUCGAAGAGGAGGCCGCCUGCCGUCCUUCAUCCUGGUCGCGCUGAUGGUGGUUAUCCUCAUCCUGUCGUUCAACUACUGGGCCGUGUCCAACAAACACGGCCGCCUGCUAGACGAGCUGGCGGAGGUGCAGACGCAGGUGAAGCGCACGGACGCGGCGCGCAGCAGACUGGAGAAGCGCAACUCGGAGCUGAUGGUGCAGGUGGACACGCAUCGGAAGCAGAUUGAUCAGAAGGAGGGCGACUACACCGCGCUGGAGAGCAAGCUGCAAACUCGAGAGGCGCAGAUGAAAAAGUGCACGGACGAGAAGGUGAAGCUGCAGAGUGAUGUCACAGCUCAGACGUCAGAGAUUCAGAGGCUGAAAGAGCAGCUGAAGGAGCUGCGGCAGGAGUUCAUGAAACAGGAAGACCAGCUCCGCGAAGUGAGGCGGAACAACACCCACCUGGAGAGGAAGCUGGAGUACGAGAGCUUGCAGUGUGGCCGUCAGAUCGCCCAGCUCAAAGACGAGUACGAGGACAGGAAGAAGACGCUGGAGGAGGAAGCGGCCAAACUGAAGCAGAGCCUGCUGGAGAAUCGAGGGGGCGGCGUAGCGGCGGGGCGCAUUGAUGGGGGUGCAGAGGGCGGGACUGCAGGAGAGCGCCACACAGAGGCCACACACCGUCACGACAGCCCCGAGCUGAAAGCUGAAAUGGGCAAGCCUGGCAGUGACGCUGGCAUGCCGGGCAUCGAGGACAGCGAGGUGGGCAAAGUGGAGGAUCUGCAGUUCGCCCUGAAAAAGCCAGCCAUCACCCAGAAGCAGCUAGGCCGCGGGGGCGAGGUGGCCGCCAAGGAGGAGAGGGCGGUGCCGGGGCAGGGCGGGGGUCGCGACCCCGCGCCGGGCCUUCCCGACCCUCAGAACGCCGCCCUCGGUCACCUGCAGCAGCCCCUCCCGCAGGCCGUGGGGGACCGGCCCGUGCUCUUCGACGAGGACAACAAGGUGGCCGUCCACGCUGACGAGCUGGGCGAGAACCGGAGGCAGCUUAGAGCCCCUGACGGCGCCAAGGCUGACGGUUUCGAUGUGAAAGGCGUGGCACUGCCGCCACCUCCGAACCCGGACCAGGUCCUGCCGAACCCCAUGGAGCCGCAGCAGCGCGCCCGGGACCCCGCACCCGCCCAAGCGCCCCGUCACCGGCAGAGCCGUUUCUUUGACGAGAACGAGUCCCCUGUAGAUCCGCAGCACGGCUCUAAGCUGGCGGACUACAACGGGGACGACGGGAACGUGGGUGAGUACGAGGCCGACAAGCAGGCCGAGCUGGCCUACAAUGAGGAAGAGGAUGGUGAUGGUGGGGAAGAAGACGUCCAAGACGAUGAAGACCGAGAGCUUCAGGGAGAUCGGCCUGUAGACUAUGGAAAGCGACACCAAGCCAUCGACAUCCUGUAAACCUCAAUAACGUGAAAAGCUGUGAGGGACGAGGAGUCUCGCGUGAAUCAAACAGAAUGGCAAACGCGCAAGAGAAAAGUUUGUCUUUGCUUGGCCUUCUGUUUCACUGGUGCUUUGGAUGAGAUUGUAUAGACUGAGUGGCAGCCUUUGGUCAGUGGAAGUGGACGACAGAAUUUAAGAGUCUGAUGGAGUCGCAGACAGAAAUGGUGUAGAUAAGAAUAUGAAUCUGUCAAACUGUUUAAAGAACCAUAUGAUGCUGUCGAGAUGAAGUAGAAUUCACUACAUCAGCCCGCCACUGUUCAAUUUAUGUAUGCUUAUUGUGUGAGGGUAAAUUAUUUCUAAUUUGAUUUUUUAAAAGUAGAAUUAGAAUAUAAUCCAUUCACAAAUGAAGUCUGUGUAAUAUAUAUAUAUAAUACAGUUGUGCAUUUUUUACAUGGUAUGAAUGCUUUUUGCAUUUGUGGGUAUUUCUUAGUAAACAGCUGCCUGCCCAGUUACGGAAGGCAAGACUGAGAACUUGGAGCUGAACUCUGUCACUGGGGACCGAGCAUCACUGUUAACCCCGGCCUGGAAUCUCGUUACCCAGAUAUGCUGACAACUGAGAGUGUCAGAACUUGACAAGAACACUAAUGUCACCAGAAUAUAUCUCUUUUUCUACACUGGGCUUUACCCCCAGGGCUCUUUGGGAUCUGUGUUGACUGAUAGAGAUGUAACAGUUUUUUCUCUCAAACGAGCGUUGUCACUGGGUGUAUGGGGACUCAGUGCUCUGGCAGGUCAUACAGAAGGGGACAGACCCUGCCCAGAAACAGCCAAAGCCAAGGACUUCUCUCAUGGCUCCUUACACCAUCAUUGUGCAUUUUUUUUUGUUGCUGUUGCAGAAGUAACUCUCCACAUUGAACUUGAAAGAAAGCUGCUGCAUGCAUUUAAGCAGCACAUCGGAUUAGCCAACCUCAAGGAAAACCAUAAAGCAACAAGUCUAGAAGCCUUUAUAUGGAACACAAACUCAUUGCACACCUGGAGCAAACACCAGCCCAGCAGACACAAUUCCUCUGCUCAUGUGGACCGUUCUUCAAAGCAUAAUAAUGUAUAUAGCUGAGGAACAUUUCCGUUUUGUCUGUGAAGCUUGAGGAACUGUACUGUUUUUUUUUUCCUCAUGAAAACUUAGGUGACGGGCUUGAAGGCCAAAAUGGGUGUGUCAUUUUUUUGUAGAUUUUAAAAUCAGUUGCAAAAACUGUGUAGAAGGUUGGCAUAUUGAAUGUACCUUGGUGGUUUUUCUUUUUUAAAUAUAAAAUAACGUGAUGAAGGUAUUUGGGUGGUGGGACUAUGGAAACUUGCCAAAUUCUGAUCUAAAACCAGUCCAGUGGCUCCCAGCUUUCUUGCAGACUAAAACCCAUUGCUCCUGAAGGUAAAGUAGUCCUUGCUUCCCCCAGUACAGAAGGGGCAGUAUGAAGUGUGUGCAGUGGUAUUAACAACAUUAUUUCUCUAGGUUUUAGCACUGGCUGCCCUAGACCUCUUCCACUCAUGCAGAGACAGAGAAGAAUCACUCAGUGUAAUCAUAAUAACGCUAAAAAUAACAAAAUUGUUUCUGUAUAUGCCCUGAAUGCAAUGUAAUCCUAAUUUAUUAAAAGAAGGAAUUCA
Messenger RNA from Megalops cyprinoides (Indo-Pacific tarpon), 4202 nucleotides. Its product is annotated as protein GOLM2-like. The coding region runs from base 1131 to 2567 and encodes 478 amino acids. NCBI's taxonomy places the organism in Eukaryota, Metazoa, Chordata, Actinopteri, Elopiformes, Megalopidae. The record is from RefSeq and is a predicted model, not a curated record. The transcript is spliced from 10 exons.